This is a messenger RNA of Physeter macrocephalus (sperm whale), 3118 nucleotides long. RefSeq names its product abhydrolase domain containing 13 (gene ABHD13). Gene Ontology annotation, molecular function: palmitoyl-(protein) hydrolase activity. The record is from RefSeq and is a predicted model, not a curated record. The coding region runs from base 48 to 1490 and encodes 480 amino acids. Gene Ontology annotation, cellular component: membrane. Lineage: Eukaryota; Metazoa; Chordata; Mammalia; Artiodactyla; Physeteridae. The transcript has 3 exons.
GCCGUCGCGGGGGGCGGUGGAAACGCCUCCGGCCGCGGUCUCUGCGCAUGCCCGAGAGGGCGGGGCGGCUUCCCGCUCCCGGCAGGAAAGCGAGAGCAGGUAAUGUGGGAGCCGGCGGGGGUAUUUGCCGGCUACACAGAGCGUGGGCCGGAAGUGGGGGAGCCGAGAGCGGCGCCGCAGGAGCUCCGGGCUACACUGUGGCGACGGCGGCGGCCCCUCGGCUGGAGGAGGACGAUGAGGAGCGACGGAAGCGGCGCGGGGGGACGCUUCUGCGCGGCGCCGGGUUCCGAGUCCGCGGCCGACUGCGCAGCCUGCGAGCAGGUCUAAGACGCUUACGGAGAGCCACAAUGGAAAAGUCCUGGAUGCUGUGGAACUUUGUUGAAAGAUGGCUAAUAGCUUUGGCUUCAUGGUCUUGGGCUCUCUGCCGUAUUUCUCUUUUACCUUUAAUAGUGACUUUCCAUCUGUAUGGAGGCAUUAUCUUACUUUUGUUAAUAUUCAUAUCAAUAGCAGGUAUUCUCUAUAAAUUCCAGGAUGUAUUGCUUUAUUUCCCAGAACAGCCAUCUUCUUCACGCCUUUAUGUUCCCAUGCCGACUGGUAUUCCACAUGAAAACAUUUUCAUCAGAACCAAAGAUGGAGUGCGUCUAAAUCUUAUUUUGAUAAGAUACACUGGAGACAAUUCGCCCUAUUCCCCAACUAUAAUUUAUUUUCAUGGGAAUGCAGGCAACAUAGGUCACAGGUUACCGAACGCAUUGCUUAUGUUGGUUAACCUCAAAGUUAAUCUUUUGCUUGUUGAUUAUCGAGGAUAUGGAAAAAGUGAAGGAGAAGCAAGUGAAGAAGGACUCUACCUAGAUUCUGAGGCUGUGCUAGACUACGUGAUGACCAGACCUGACCUUGACAAAACAAAAAUUUUUCUUUUUGGCCGUUCCUUGGGAGGGGCAGUAGCUAUUCAUUUGGCCUCUGAAAAUUCACAUAGGAUUUCAGCCAUUAUGGUGGAGAACACAUUUUUAAGCAUACCGCAUAUGGCCAGCACUUUAUUUUCAUUCUUUCCAAUGCGUUACCUUCCUUUAUGGUGCUACAAAAAUAAAUUUUUGUCCUACAGAAAAAUCUCUCAGUGCAGAAUGCCUUCUCUUUUCAUCUCUGGACUCUCUGACCAAUUAAUCCCACCAGUAAUGAUGAAGCAACUUUAUGAACUCUCCCCAUCUCGGACUAAGAGAUUAGCCAUUUUUCCUGAUGGAACUCAUAAUGAUACAUGGCAAUGCCAGGGUUACUUCACUGCCCUUGAACAGUUCAUCAAAGAAGUAAUAAAGAGUCAUUCUCCUGAAGAAAUGGCAAAAACUUCAUCCAAUGACUUCAGAAGUUGUGGAGUCCAUGUGUCCCAUCCCUACCUUCAUUCUCCUCUUUGGGUUGAGGAGCCUUUCUUUCUGCAGCAAAAGGAAAAGGUGUCUAGGGUUGUAGCACAUCUUUCCUUCCUAGCUUCCUUCUGUAUUUGAGACUGGUUCCUUAGAUGGGAAGGGGGUAGAAGACAAACUGCUAUUAUCAGGGGUCCAUGAAGACUGUGGCAUCAUUUUUUUAAAACAUGUCUAAUUUUGUGGCCAAAGCAAUUGGUCUUAAUAAAACGUGAAUUCUUCAUGAGUCACACCUUCAUUUUGGACUCAUCUCUUCGUGGGAAUAGGUGUGUGUCCAUCUUGUUUAUUAAUAUCUGGCUCAUUGAUGUAAGAGCAGCUGUAGGAGUUUCUGAAUGAGUUUUUAAGUUAUUAAGCUACUGGAAUUUGGAAACGCUAGAAUGAUUUUAAAAAUGGCAAAAUAAAAUCCACUGAGAUCAAAAUCCAUUAUUUUAAAAGGGAUUAUUGGGGGUAAAACGGCAAAAAAGAUCCUAAAAAAAGAUUUUGCAAAAUACGGGAAGAAAUCAUUUGUAACAGAUAAAAGAAUACUAAUAGGAUAGAAACAACUGGAAAGGGAAAUGUGACAUCGUUCUUAAAUGUAGAUCUAGGAAAUAAUUAGCUGGUGAGGUUGGUGAAAAGGAAGCAUAACAUGUAAAACAGAUCAUUUGAACUCAAGGUGCUUCUAACAGAGAAGGCAGCUGGAGCACCUGAUACUGCAUCUACCCUAUGUUUUUGCAAACACUUUGACUGUAAAAUUGGUGUUUUCAUUUAAAUGGUGUUCUGAAAUUUAUUAUGGGGCAGCUUAAAUUUACCUUUUCAUGACUGUAGACAGUUGAUAAUAACCCAAAUUCUACCUUUGGUAAUGCGUCACCAGAUUAAUGAUACUGUGAUAUUUAUUGAGAAUUCAUACCACCUGAUGCUUUCAUACUCAUUUCUUUUGUUUGUAAGAUUUGGUUUGAGGUGAGUAUGGGCUUGUUGGGUGGAAUUAAAGAAUGAAGGCCAUAUUCAAUUUUAUAUAAACUAUCAUGCAAGCCCAGCCAAAGUGUAGUUUUUGACUGAGUCCUGUCCUUGAGGUUAGGAAUAAAUAAGGUAAACCUUAAAAGAGGGUGUCGCAGAAGUCACUUUUUAAAUUAGAUUAUGAUUGAGAUAUACUGAAAACCUCCACUGACCUCUCCCCUCUCUGUUUUUCUUAUUAUGUUUGACAGCAAUUAUGGAGAAAGAAAUGUGAAAAGAGUCAUAAUGCUUUUUGAUUAUCCUUAAAUUUAUGUAUUUUCAUAUCACUCAGGUAAAGUUGGGAAAUGACAGAGCACAGACAUAUUUUUUAAAUCAGAGUAGAAAAUAAAAAGCACUUCUGUUGACUUACAUUGCCAUAUGUGCACAUCAUCUCAGCUAAUCAGAAAUAGUAUAUUCAUUUGUAUGACACAAUAAAUGCAUUCAUCCUAAUAGUAGUCAACACAUUUUGCCAGAUGGUGCAAAUAUACCUCCAUUUAUAUUUUGUAUCUUAAAAAUGUAGUUUAACAAUAGGACUGUGUGUAAGAGACACUUUUUUUACGAAAAGUGUCAUAUAUACAUAUGUAACAGGGAUGAGUGUGCAUUGUUUAACAUCAUUUAUAACAGAAUUUCUGUCAGUACUCCAUAUACUGAAAAUUCAAGUUGUUUUCAACCUAUUCAAAUAUGUUCAGGAUAAAAUAAGUUAAUCCAAUUUCAUAAUGUAAAUCAUAUUUUUGUUAUUUGCC